UCUAAGUUCAUCUUUGUGGUCGGGCGAGCAGCAGCGUCGUUGCUGCGUCGUUCUCGUAGUUGUCAGUUGUGCACGUCCGCGAGAUAUGCCGAUAUUGCGUUGACAGUUUACGGCGAGAAGCGCGAAGAAGAAUAUCGUCCAACUGUUAUCUGUGAGGCGUGUACGCGUUUUUGUAUUCGCAGUAGCGCGUUGAUGCAUUAAAGCCUGUAUUGAUUGAAAGAAGAUAAGACAGUAAAGAUUUAUAAGGAAGAAUCAAAAUGUCUCUCUAUCCUACGUUGGAAGAUAUGAAUGUGGAUCAUUUGAUGAAGGCUCAAGCGCAGAUCGAGUCGCAAUAUGCCCUCCCAAAAAUAUCAUCAGGGCCUGCGAUUCCCUCAGCUCCUGCCGAAUUUCCUUCUAUGUCACCGUUGUAUCCAAACUUAGAAGACUUGGGACUGGAUUACAUGGGACUUGAGUUAAGUGAGGAGGCUAUUGCACGAAAUAUGCCCGAAUACACACUUGCAACGCGUCAAAAUAUGGCAGUUAUUUCACCUAAUGAGACAAGGAAUUCAUUGUCAGGAAUGAUUGCUCCUCUGUCCGGACAGUCGAUGGCUUUGCAGAAAGCUUUUGUAACAAAUGGCAUUAGAGAGCUGAUAUUGUGCAAGGAUAAAGAUGGAAAAGUUGGUGUUCGAGUACACUCAGUAAACAAUGGCGUUUUCGUAUGUCUCGUAAGCCAGAAUUCUCCAGCUGCGAUGGCCGGAUUACGUUUUGGCGAUCAAAUCUUAAGUAUCAAUGAAGUGUGCGUUGCUGGAUAUUCGAUGGAUCAAGUACACACACUUUUCCGUAACGCAAGCAUCAACGGAAUUAAAGUGGUCAUACGCGAUAGACCGCUUGAGCGUACCGUAUCGAUGCUCAAGGAUAGCAUGGGUUACGUUGGAUUUCAAUUCAAGAAUGGGAAAAUAAUCGCUUUAAUUAAAGAUUCUUCGGCUGCACGAAAUGGAUUACUAACUGAUCAUCAGUUACUCGAAAUUAAUGGAAAGAAUGUAGUCGGGAUGAAGGAUAAAGAUAUUACAGUAGAGAUUGAAAAUGGUGGAAAUAUCAUCACAGUGACAGUGAUUCCUUCGUACAUUUACGACCAUAUGGUGAAGAAGAUGUCGAGCAGUUUGUUGAAAAAUUUGAUGGACCAUUCUGCACUGGAUCUUUAAGCGGAAAUAAAGUUGCCAAAUUUAUGUAUACUGUGCAUCCAUUAGUGGGCAUGUGCAUUACUCUCUGUAGUUUUACUAGUCUUACGAGCAGAUGACUAUUUUACGUAUAGGCGUUGUCGUAGGUGCCAAGAUGCCAUUCAUAUUAUUGUUGCAAGCACAUUGUAUGUGAUAUCCGUUUAGGACGUGAAGCCUGUGCAUUAUGUGCCAAUUUGGCACUGAUUGGCUGGAAAUUGCGAAAAAAGUGGUAUGUAUAUCUAAGAGAUUAUUUUUUUAUACCGAAACAUACCAAAGCUUGCAAAGAAUAUGCGAGAUAAAUUAUUCCAAUCUACACACAUACGCAAGGAAAAUAUUUCUGGUGUUACUUAUCUCAAUAGCACAUAGGCAAUUAUAUCAUACUAUGUGAUUGUUUCCUCAAAUAUAUAUCUCAAAAACAUUUAUUAAAUCUAUAUUGUUAUAUAUAUGUGUCAGAAAAACUUGUGAUUAUUGCAUUAUAUAUUCACUAAACGCUAAUCACUUAGCGUUUCGUUCCGCUACAUUUACAACUAUUGUCCAUGGGUAUAUAUUCGUCCUUAAAGACGGAAGGAAAACUACUCGCUGUUUCUCUUAUAUACUGUGUAUCAUCACGCAUUGUCAGGGAACUUACCAGGGUAAUACAUAAAGAUACAGGGAGACGGCUCGUUAUCUCGACUCGUUUUCGCUCAUCCCGGAACGCAGACCGGUUCGAUAAGAUGAGACGAGAGAGAGAGAGAGAGAGAGAGAGAGAACGUUAAAGAGCGAGAUCGAGAUUGAUAGAAGAGAUAAGCAGAAAGUAGAUUUACACAGUCACUAAAUUUAUUUUAAAAAUAUCUACGAUAUUUUGCGUUUCUGAAAUAUUGCGUCUACGAUUGUUUGUAUUUCAGGACUGUUGUAACACGUUAAAUGCCGAAUACGACGUUUUCAGGAUCUGAAAGAGAAUUGUAAUGUAAAACAAGAGAAAGAGAGAGAACAAUCCUAUUAAUA
Molecule: messenger RNA, 2180 nt
Organism: Dinoponera quadriceps
Lineage: Eukaryota; Metazoa; Arthropoda; Insecta; Hymenoptera; Formicidae
Product: syntenin-1-like
Exons: 8
Coding region: 258-1181 (307 amino acids)
Cellular component (GO): plasma membrane; cytoplasm
Molecular function (GO): protein binding
Source: RefSeq, a predicted model, not a curated record